GAUAAAAAUGAAAAGCAGCUUUGGCCCUGUCAUCAGUUGUCCUGCAGGGACCCACAGACCGACUGAAAAGUGUGUGGCAGGGUUUGGAAUGACGUCCCCUUCACCGAGCGGCUACUUCUUUAAAAACAGAUGGUCUUCCUCCUCCUGCCGGACGAGCAACUUCUUCAGUGCGGACGCCAUCAGCAGAUGUCUGAAGGGAAGGAACCUGAAACUCAUGGGAGACUCCACUGUGCGCCAGUGGCAAGAGACACUCCUUAGAGUGCUAAAAGGUCUGAAAUAUGUAAAACCAUAUGAUACUCAUUACUAUGCCCUGGCUGCGGACCCACAAAGGAACAUCACUGUCCAGUGGAAGAUGCACGGGCAUCCUUUCGUCACUGGCUACAACGUGGUCAAAGAUGCCGUGGGGUACGUUGCCAGAGAAGUAGACAGAGUAGCGGUUGGCGACGUGGUGGUCAUUGGAGUGGGACAGCAUUUUAGGCUCUUCCCCCUGGAGAUCUUCGUCCAGAGGCUGAUCAACAUGCGUAAGGCCAUCCUGAGACUCCAUGAACGCAGCCCCCAGACCCUCGUCAUCAUCAAGCUGGAGAACACCAGGGAGUUCACCUCAGAGAUGACCCACAUGAGUGACUGGUUUGGCCUUGUGCAGAACCUGGCUCAGAGGAAGGUGUUCAGGGACCUGAAGGUGGUGCUGGUAGACGCCUGGGACAUGACAACAGCCGCCAACACCUUCGCCAUCCACCCUAACAGCAUUAUUGUUUCCAAUGAGAUAGCCUUAGCUUUGUCACACCUCUGUAAUGAUUAA
Molecule: messenger RNA, 799 nt
Organism: Anguilla anguilla (European eel)
Lineage: Eukaryota; Metazoa; Chordata; Actinopteri; Anguilliformes; Anguillidae
Product: NXPE family member 2-like
Exons: 3
Coding region: 8-799 (263 amino acids)
Source: RefSeq, a predicted model, not a curated record